AUGGCCUACAUGUUCAAAUCGUUUUUAAAUUCUCUUCCGAAAAAUCGCUCCGAGUUUGUUAACGACUUGGAGAUUCCUGAUGAUGUUAGACUAACAACCGACGUGGACGCAGAUUUGGACGAAAUCUCGACAAUCAGGAGUGAACUUCCGGGUGACAGUUUGGUCUCAGAUAGCAUUGACGACUAUUUAUUUCCAUUGCCGAGAAAAGGCACGGCUAGCACUGAUUCUAGUAUUUCCUUAUCGAGAGCUAUGACGGAUUCUGAGAUCGACUACGAUAGAUACAGAAGGCUGAGGAAUAGAAGAAUCAGCGACCCAUUUGCGCAGAUGCGGGAGGCACUCGAUACAUUUCCAUCAGAAUACCUGACUUCACUUGAAAGCAUAGUAAUUUAUAAUUCUAUGGAUAUCGGGAUCAGUUUCCAGUAUUCAAGCCCAGAACCAAUCGAGACCACCCCGACUCGUGUACGUCCGCUUUAUAACGAAGAGUUGGAGCUUAAGAUGAGAAAGUUCUUUGACGAAGAAUGCCGCGUCUGGGCUCCUGAUGAUCCUGGCUUGUUGGACUAUGAAGAAGCAUUGCGGAAUCUUGACUUGAAAGUACCUAAGUACUGGAACCCGAUCUGGACACCAAUAAACCUUGAAGAUAGCAUUGAUUGGCCUUCAGUCUACGACUACGAUUGUGUUUGGGAUGGAACAAAAAAUCAUAGAUACUGUGUAAAAUGUAAUUUUAAUGAGAAUGGUUUCCAACAUUACAACAGGUUGUCACGCUAUUGUACCUAGAACGGACAUUCCGUGGCAUUAACUUAAAAUUUAACUAACUUAAAUAUAAAUAGUUAACAAAAUUGCUCUAAUAUCAUUACGGCAGAGUUAUUUUAGGCUAUAAACAUAUUCGCUGCUUUUAUACAAUAACGCAGUAUUGCAGAAUACUGCGAUUUUGAACUAAGCAUACAGC
Molecule: messenger RNA, 946 nt
Organism: Hyposmocoma kahamanoa
Lineage: Eukaryota; Metazoa; Arthropoda; Insecta; Lepidoptera; Cosmopterigidae
Exons: 4
Coding region: 1-774 (257 amino acids)
Source: RefSeq, a predicted model, not a curated record